This is a messenger RNA of Nothoprocta perdicaria, 8929 nucleotides long. RefSeq names its product senataxin (gene SETX). Lineage: Eukaryota; Metazoa; Chordata; Aves; Tinamiformes; Tinamidae. Gene Ontology annotation, molecular function: helicase activity; transcription termination site sequence-specific DNA binding. Gene Ontology annotation, cellular component: nuclear body. Gene Ontology annotation, biological process: termination of RNA polymerase II transcription. The coding region runs from base 39 to 8540 and encodes 2833 amino acids. The transcript is spliced from 25 exons. The record is from RefSeq and is a predicted model, not a curated record.
GAGACACCUGCGCCGCGGAUCGCUUCAUUUCCCAAAGAAUGAGCACAUGUCGCUGGUGCACACCCAGUGGUUCUGAUGCCACCGAGUUCCUGAAGAGCUAUGCGUCUAAGCGGCUGUCCCAGGAAGAACUGGAAGGAUCCAACGAUGAUCUCUGCUACUGCCUGGAGUGCGUGGUUGAAUACCACAGAGCGAGGGAGAAAUUGCCAGGCUUGCACGAGGUCCUAUGGGAGUUGGAAACUUCCCGUCUCAUUGCCCGCAUUGAGAAAUCCAUGAAAGAAGAAGUUGGAGAGGAUGAUGAAUUGUUUAUAGUGGAUGAGAAUGGGGACACGCAGCUGUCUGGUUACGUAGGCCCAGAUUUUGAGAAUAACUUGCGAGUGCCCCUUCUAGAAAUACUGAAGUAUCCCUAUCUGCUACUGCAUGAGAAAGUCAGUGAGCUUUGUGUAGAAGUGCUCUGUAGAAUGGAACAAGGUCAAAACUCCUUUCAGGUCUUUGAGAAAUAUCCAGGAAUUUAUGUCUUCUUGGUGCACCCAAAUGAAGUGAUUCGUCGAUGGGCCAUUCUAACAGCAAGGAACUUGGGAAAGGUGGACAGGGAUGAUUACUAUGACUUGCAGGAAGUGCUGACAUGCUUGUUUAAAGUUAUUGAGUUGGGGCUUUUUGACAGCCCAGAUAUUUAUAGUUCUUCAGUGAUUGAAAAGGGUAAACUCAUUCUGCUGCCAUCUCAUUUAUACGAUACUACCAACUACAAGAACUAUUGGUUAGGUAUUUGUAUGUUGUUAACAGUGCUGGAAGAGCAAGCUUUGGAUUCCUUGUUGCUGGGUCCGGACAAACAGAAUGACUUCAUGCAGUCUAUACUUCACACCAUGGAGAAAGAAGCAGAUGAUGAUUCUACUGACCCCUUCUGGCCAGCACUGCAUUGUUUCAUGGUCAUUUUGGAUCAGCUCGGAUCUAAAGUCUGGGGUCAACUUAUUGAUCCCAUCCAAGCCUUUCAAACCAUUAUCAACAGUGUGAGCUACAACAAUGAAAUAAGAAAUAUACGGGAUAGCUUUAAGAGGACUAAAUGUGAGCCACAGUCAGAUGAUGAUGAUGAAAUGGUUACUUGCAGUCAGAUUGUGUAUAAUUACAAUACAGAAAAGCCCCCAAAGGACACAGGAUGGAAAACUGCUAUUUGUCCGGACUAUUGCCCCAACAUGUAUGAAGAAAUGCAAACGCUGGCUAACCUGCUGCAGUCUGAUAUCGGCAGGGAUAUGCGUGUGCAUCACAGCACAUUUCUGUGGUUCAUCCCUUUUGUUCAAUCACUUAUGGACCUCAAGAAUUUGGGUGUGGAAUAUAUAGUAGAAGUCAUUCACUACCUCUGCUCAGAAAUCCGGGAUAUUCUCAAUGAAAAAAUCCAGCAGCGUGACAAAGUCUCUGAAUUUUUCGUCCUGAUCUUAGUGUCGAUUAUCGAGCUUCACAGAAAUAAGAAAUGCCUGCAUUUGCUAUGGGUUAGCUCACAAGAAUGGGUAGAAGCAGUGGUGAAGUGUGCCAAGCUCCCAGCCAUAGCAUUUUCACGGUGCGCUGAAAAAGCGUCCGGAAACUAUCUGAGAGGUUCCUCAUCAUCAUCUUCACAGACUGCUAACUCUGUGCAACACGCUUGCGUGCAGUUAAUACGCAGCCUUCUUAGAGAAGGUUAUCAAAUUGGGCAGAAUACUCUAUGCAAGAAAUACCUAGACCAGCUUAAUCUUCUUCUGCGUGGCAGUCUAUCCCUAGGUUGGCAGCUGAGCAUGCAGGAAACCCAGGAAUUACAGUUGUGCUUAAAGAAGGUUAUAAGAAAUAUAAAGGUCAGGGCAAUGAAUACCUCUGUGCCUGCAGAAACCAGUGCAAGCUCUCCAACUUUGCCCCCUGUUUGUGUAAAACAAGAGAAGAGGACACACGAUGAUGAAUGUAAGAUGACUAUAUCUAGCAGGGAUGAACUUUGUUCGCCUUUUGUAUCAAAAGGAGUCAGAGAUGGAGGUUGUCAGGAGAACCCUUUCCCUAGAAGAAAUGAUGCUUGGGACGAGGAAGGCAGAGAUGCAUCUAAAUCAACAAGAUAUAUCACUGAAAGGCCUCUUGGGGAUACGUAUAUUAAAAAGGAACCAGUUGAAAUGGCAGCACAGGAAUAUGAAUGCCCGCAGAACUCUUUGACAACAAAAAUUUGGGGGGAAGUUCAGAAAAAUAUGGACGAUCACCUCGUGUCAGGCAGUAGCAAUAAGAGUAGUUGGUUCUGUUCUGAUUUUCAAAGAAGUGGAGAGCUGGAAAGUAAAUACGAAAUACAGCCCAUAACGCCAAAGCACCUGGUUGCUCAGACUUCCAUUGAUUCUCCAGAACGUGCUUGUAACUCGGAUGAGAAGGAAAGCAACGUGUCUCCUAACUCUUCCUCCAAAUUUAAAAUAGAUGCAGACAGACUCAUGGAUGUAAAACAGAAGAUGAUGAGAACUGAUUGGACCUCAAAACUAUCGCAUCUAGUGAAGCAAUCUGACUUGCAGAACAGUUGUAUGGCAGCAAAUGCUUCAAAAGCUGAAGCAGACCAACUUCAGCAGUGCUCUGACAGUGCAGGCACGAGCAGAGGUUGUUAUGGACAGCAGGGAGCGAGUACUGUGUGUGAAAAUGCAGUCUCUGUUAUUUGUCACGCUUCCAGAAGCUUUGAAAGCAAGCAGGAGAAAAACAUGCCCAGUAUUUUUCAAUCCAGAUUGACCUCCAUUAAACAAGAGUCAAAAGAGAUACUCAUAGAUUGCUCUCACUCCUCUAAAAAUGAACCUGCUUUGCAGGACAGUGAAGAUGACCUUUUUUCAGGGAUCAGUAGGAAUUUAAUGAAACAAGGAUCCAGAGAGGAAAGAUCAAGUUCAUUGUUGAAGACUGUAUUGAAGAAAAAUCUUAAUGUGCAAUCUGCAGACCAGGAACAGCCUAAUUUAAGCAGCUUUAUUAAAGAGGACUAUAAAGGUCAAAAUUUCAGAACGUUCCAUGUAGAUAAAACUUCAGCAAAUGGCCAUGUUCCAUCUAGCUGUGAAGAUAAGGGUGAUGUAUCUAACAGUGCUUUUCAGAUCAUUCCACUUUCUAUGAAGUGUGAAUCGAGUGAUGGAUCAUUAGUUUCAAAAUAUUUCAAGAAAGAAAACAAUUCCGUGGGGAAAAGUGAGGAUUUUAUGAGGAUGGCUUCUGGAGAUAGCAGUUUAACAGACUCUGAGGUUGAUAGAGACCUCACUAAAUUAUCUUUAGCUGCAUAUGCCAAGAGCAUCAAUUUUUCCAUGGAUUCGAGCCAAGAAAUUUCAGUAGAUCAUAACAGAUGUGACAUUAAAAGGAAAGUGAAAGGUGCUGUAAGAUCGUCGAGCAGUAUCCAGAGCAGCAAGUCUCCCUGUGAUAGUCUUGACAAUCAAGUCAUCAUCAUUUCAGAUUCCUCUGAUGGAGAAGAAAACGUGCCUCUUGUCGAACAAGCACCAAAAGAAAAUGAAGUUGAAUGUCCGGAAAAAAAGCCUUUAACACCCAGCUGCAUUUCUGAGAGUGAGACGAAAAAUGAAUUGAAGACUCCCAGCUCGCCCUUGUUGCAAGAGGAAUGUGGCUCUCAGUACUUUGAGUUUGAAACAGAAGAUGAAGUCUUCUCGGUUUGGCAAGAUACUCAGCUGUAUGCUAUAGAGAAGACUCAAGAAUAUAAAACAGAUCGUGUUUCAACAUCAGUUGGUAGCAGUGACUCAGACAACAUACUGAGGGAUUAUACAAACGAGUGGGGUUAUGAUACAGAGUACAUAAGUGAUGAUACCAUUGAAAAAGAAGCAAGCAAGGUGGAAGAGCAGAUGGAGAGUCUCGCUCAUCAGAAGGAAGCUGCUAAUACAGAAGAAGCAUCUAGUUCAACUUUACAAGAUUCUAUUAGUAAGGGAAACAAGAAAGAUCAACUGGAGGAUUCUCCAGACAAAAGUGCUGUUGCCAAAGACCUCGUCCCGAGCGCAGAAAUGACUGAACCCAAAGCAUCUGCAUCUAACUUAUCGUUAGCUUCAAAGCUGGCCAUGAAGAAAAACAGCACGAGCCCACGGAUGAACUUAGCAAAAGCUAAGGUGUUGAGAGCUGUUCAAAUGAGUCCUAAAAGAACGCUUCUUAAAACUGCAAAAAGUAAAAAACUUUCUCAAAGUACCUCCAAAACCUCUCAGCCCGGGCGAGCGACGCCCGCUGUGGUUCCUCCGAGGAAGAUUCGGCAGUGUCCUGCACCAACAUCAACUGCAGAAAAACUUGGCCUGAAGAAGGCGCCCCGCAAAGCGUUUGAAUUGUCUCAGCGCUCCUUAGAGAGCGUGGCUCAGCUGCGUAGCUAUGGUAAAGCUGCUGGGAAGGUUGGAACUGCACAGAGACAGAAGACUAAGUUGAUUACUCCCCAGAAUUUGUCGGUAAAAAAUAAUAAAAAAAUGUUAGCCUGCCAAGAUCUGCAGUUUUUAAGGCAGACACGGCCCAAACACAGCGUCAGAGGGAAAAAUCUUGCAGGAAGUUCUGAGGGUAGAAGCAAAAAGGUGAGCAAAGCGGGUGCAAAAUCUGUGGAACAAAAGCCGAAAAGUUUUGGCUUGACGUCGGUUGAAGGAGCUGUUGAAAACCAAGGGGGAAGAAAAAUGGAGCAGACUUUUGGUCCCUCAACCAGUGAGAGAAAACGAAUCGGAGAUGGCCCUAUGGAGAAGGAGGGAAUCCAGACUGCACAUGUCUCUAAAGCACCAUUUUUUUCAGACUCGAGCAGAAAAACGAAAGAAAACAACAUGAUGGUUUCUCCUGUACCUAUGGAUUUGUCUCCCUGUUCUGCUGCAGCUGCUGAAGAUGAUACAGAUAAACCUUCAGAGAGAGGUGAUGUUGUCCAGUCUAGUUUUGAGAAGACAACUUCAAAAGAAAACUGGUGUAAAUCAAAUGAUAAUAGUGGUGAGGACGACGACGAUGAUGAUUUAUUUUUAACUCAGUUAGAUCCUGUGGAUAUGGAAUUAUGUUCCCAAGAAGAAGGUGAUGGAGAAAUAACUAUAGCUAGUAAACCAACGGAAAUGGAAAUAGAUGCUGCUGAAAACCUUGAGCAGAACAAACAGUUGAGUAUUGUGACUUGUAAGUACAAAGACUGUACGGAAAAAGUGGAAAGAGUAGGGGAGUAUUGCAGUAAGCAUUCAACUGCCAGCUCAGAAAAAGACAAUUUGUUUGUCAAGCCUUUGUUGCCACCUUCUAAGACAAGAAAACCUUCCACUACCAAAAUUUUUAGCUCAGUAAGUUCUUCCCGGAAUGCAGCCUUCACCAAAGAUCUUGAAGAUGUUAAAAAACCCCUGCCAGCUUCAAAGAGCAAAGUGAAUGCAGAGAGACCUGUGGCAUUCAGACCACCACCUGCAAAGGCUCUACCAUCAGCAAAUCAAGUAUGCAAAACCCCAAGAUUCAGUAAUGCUCCUCAGCCCUAUGUUUCCAGUAAUGUUCUCCAGCCACAAAAUAUACAGAAUGCUUCAAACAUUCCCAGACGACCUGUCAGAGAAGAAUAUUCCUCCUUCCUUGGAGCUCAGCAGCAUGAUAAUAGUAUUUUUGUUAAGGAAGUCCUCAAGUGGACUUAUGAAAUGUUUGCAAACUUCAGGAAGUUUGGACCUCCGGAUAGUCUCCUGCAAUCUGUAGUGGUCUCUGUUCCCGUCAGCUUCCAGGGAUACAAUGACUAUUUUCAUACGUUUUUCCCCUUGAUGAUGCUAAAUGCCUUUGAAACACUGGUCCAAGACUGGUUAGAAAGCCAGAGAAUGAAAGAGAGGAGUUACUACUUCCAGCUGCAAAACUUCAGUGCUGACUUGAAUCGAGCCGAUUUUACAGCUCAUAUUCGAGAAAGUGAUUUGGCACGACAGCUUCACCCAAAAGAGGAUGAUUUAAUCUUUUUGGAAAUCCAAGAGAGAAAGAACACCUUUGGGGAAGAGAGCGAGGUGGUGAACCACCUAGAGCAGCCUGUGGGGCUUGUGACACGGUUUUCUCGUGCAGCUGGCAGCUCAGCUAGACAAAACGAGCAGCAUCUUGUCUGUCAUCUCUCUGUGCAAACUCGAAGCAAUUUGUCAUUAUUCAUUAACAAGAAAGUGAAAUGCGUGGUGGUCGGCUCCCUAGUAACCACGCAGCGAAUGUUCAAAGGUCUCCUGCUACUGAGCAGGAGUCCCCUGGCUAGAGCCAUCAUCAACCCAAAUUACAAUGACUUCUAUCCCAGAGAUAUGCCGUUAUCUGCAGAAAGUGAUGUUCAUAUGAAAGACUACAAUAAAGAUCAGAAGAGAGCCAUCAGCACUGCUUAUGCCAUUGUAAAACAGCAUCCAACAGUUCCCAAGAUCUGCCUCAUACACGGACCGCCUGGAACAGGGAAAUCAAAAACCAUUGUUGGGCUUCUGUCUCGUGUUUUGAGAGAGAACGCUAGGAAUGAGAAAACAACUCAAAAACCAAAUUCCAAGAUCAAGCCGAACCGCUUUUUAGUUUGUGCACCAUCCAAUGCUGCUGUUGAUGAACUCAUGAAAAAGAUCAUCAUUGAAUUUAAGGAAAAGUGCCAAAACAGACAGGAACCCUUGGGAAACUGUGGUGACAUCCAGUUAGUGCGACUGGGUGCAGAAAAAUCCAUCAGCAGUGAAGUACGUGGAUUUAGCCUGGAUAAGCAAGUUGAACACAGAAUGAAGCGAAAACUACCUAACCGUGACCAGGAUAUUCAGAAGAGGAAAGAAGCUCUAGAUCAAAAGCUGGACAUGCUGUCCCGUCAACGUGCCAGGCAUAGAUGUGAGAAGAGGGAGAAUCAACUGUUAGAUGAUGAAAUUGGCAGACUUUCGAAGGAGAGACAGCAACUUGCUUCUCAACUGAAGGAGGUUCGAGGGUGCUCCCAGAAGAUACAGGCAGAUAUUCUCUUGGAGUCCGACAUCAUCUGCUGCACCCUGAGCACGAGCGGAGGGAUCCUGCUGAAAUCUGCUUUUAGUCGGCAAGGACUCGAUCCCUUCAGCUGUGUCAUUGUGGAUGAGGCAGGACAGUCCUGUGAGGUUGAAACACUCAUUCCACUGAUUCAUCGCUGUAAUAAACUUGUUCUUGUUGGAGAUCCUAAACAACUCCCUCCUACUGUAAAAUCACAGAAAGCUCAGGACUAUGGCUAUGAUCAGUCCUUGAUGGCACGUCUGCACAGGCACCUGGAGAGACAAGUGCAGCAGAAUAUUUGCAGCAGCCUGCCUGUUGUGCAGCUGACUGUGCAGUACAGGAUGCACCCUGAUAUCUGCCUCUUCCCAUCCAGUUACAUUUAUGGCAGGACCCUGAAGACUGACAAAGCAACAGAAGAGAACAGAUGUUCCUCAGAAUGGCCUUUCCAGCCUUACCUGAUUUUUGAUGUAAGAGAUGGUCGUGAGGAGAGAGACAACGACUCUUUUAGUAAUCCCCAAGAAGUUAAACUGGUGAUAGAAUUAAUUAAAGCAAUUAAAGAAAAAAAGAAGGAUUUUGGUCUUCGUCAGAUUGGAAUAAUUACCCCUUACAGCGCACAGAAAAAGAAAAUUCAAGAAGAACUAGAGAGAGUGUUUAAGAACAACAGCUCGGGGGAAGUGGACACCGUGGAUGCCUUCCAGGGCCGGGAGAAGGACUGCAUCAUCGUGACGUGUGUCCGGGCCAACAGCAGUAAAGGCUCCAUUGGGUUUCUGGCAAGUCUUCAGCGCCUGAAUGUUACAAUUACCCGGGCCAGGUUCAGCCUCUUCAUUCUUGGAAGACUAGAAACACUCAUGGAAAAUGAAGACUGGAACAAGUUGAUUCAGGAUGCUGAGAAAAGAGGUGCCAUUAUCAAGACUUUGGAGAAGAGCUACAAGAAAGAUGCUGCCAAGAUUCUGAAGCUCAAGCCACCAGUCCCAAAACCCCCUGGGCGGCCUCCAACAAGAGCGGGGCCCGAGAAAGCUCCUCCAGUGCCAGCUCAUCCUCCAGUGCCAGCCCAUCCUCCUGGUGGCAGGAGGGACGAGCUCCCAAACCCCAAGGAGAGCAGCCACCCGUGGGCACUCUGUGCUGCUGCCAGCCCUGCAGCAUCGCAGGGAGGCCGAGGGCCGCAGCAGCCCCAGGGGCCUCACGCUGUGGACUCCAGAAGGGCCUCGGUUUCCACCCCAGCAGAGGCUCCAGCACAGGCUGCUGAUCGAGAGAGACCCCGGGACCCCAGACUGGCCAGCAGAGCAGAGACGAAAGGCAAGGAGCAGGUCUCAAAAGACAGCAAGCAGUCAGCUCAGGGCAAUCUGGCAGCAACAGCAGCUCAACAACAACAGCAACAGAGCCCAGAAGCAUCCGCCGCUGCCAGGGCUCAGCUUCCCAAGACAGAAACCUCCAAGAGGCCCCAACAAACAACAGGGAAAUUCAGCCUCCCUUGCAUGUCAUCCUCUUUUGCAGCUCAGCAGGAGAACGACUGGAGAGCCGCUUCGUCCAAAAAUGAUUCCAAAGCCCACAGUGGAAGUCAAAGUAGUAGCAGUAAGUGCAGCAAAGAUAAAGACUAUAAUUUUGCAACCAGGAAAGCAUCAGAGGAAUCACCAGAUAGGAAAGACUUGAUCAGUGCCAAGCGAAGAAAGACCUUUCACUGACUGGAAUGUCUUUAGUAUUGGCCCAUUACUCAAAAUCCAUCCCCAGAUUUCUGUCUAGCAAGGACUUCAUUUUAAGAUCAUUCAUACACCUGGAACUCCCUGAUUUUGAUACUUCUACAAUCAGUAGAUUGAUCUUUUUCCCAUCCUGUCACUAAUGGCAAAGAGACUUUAUAGAUGAGAGUUGAUAACUUUGAGCUUUUGAACAGAAAAGUUGAGUUAGCUGCAUUGCUCGGAAGGGCAGUGAAUUUUGUCACCUAGGAAGUUGAGAUUGUAAAUGUUUAAUGAUGUAUAUUUGUACAGUACAAAAUUAUUUUAAGACUUGAUUUGGCAGGUCCGUAGCUGCUUGUUUCCUUGUGCAAAUGCUAAUUUCAUAGUGAUGUAAUUUUUUU